CCAAUCACAGGCUCAAACCAGCUAGCCAGCUCUAGCACUUGACACGCACAUGCGCAGAUUGAUUGUAAAGCGGGCCUUGAAUCAUGUCAAGACACGGUCGAAACGGAGGAGACGCUAAGGUUUACGUCGGUAACCUGGGCACUGCUGCAGGGAAGGGAGAACUAGAGCGGGCGUUCGGGUAUUACGGACCCUUGAGAACAGUGUGGAUUGCGAGGAACCCCCCGGGCUUUGCCUUUGUGGAGUUUGAAGACACCCGGGAUGCAGAAGAUGCGGUCCGUGGCCUUGACGGCAAGUUAAUUUCUGGAUCUCGAAUUCGAGUUGAAUUAUCUACAGGGUUGCCGCGACGAUCUCGGUACGAGCGUGCGCCCACCAACCGGGCCUUUGACUCCAACGACAAGUGCUAUGAGUGUGGUGAGCGGGGGCACUAUGCCUACGACUGCCACCGCUACAGUCGACGCAGGAGGAGCAGGUCCCGGUCUCAUUCCAGGUCCGGUGGGAGGAGGUAUUCUCGCUCUCGCAGCCGGGACCGUAGCAGGAGAUCAAGGUCCUUCUCCCCACGCCGCUCUCGUUCUGCUAGAAGAUCUAGAGCCCUUACCCCCAAGAGAUCAAGAUCUCGGUCAAAGUCCAGAUCAAGGUCUAGGUCACUUUCUCGUGCAAAGACCAGGUCUGGUUCCCCCACGAGGAGCCACUUUACCUCGAGGAGUCCUCGUCGAGGUGACAGCUCGGAGAGAGACGACUGAACUUGGAAGUUUUUUGUUUCUUUUUGUAAGCAUCUCUCGUGACUAAGUUCUUUGUUAACCCAUUGUAUUAUUUGAAAAUAUAUAGCUUGUUAAUUUCCUCUUGAGGGAUAUUACUGACAUUUCAAAAAGAAGCAAUUGGGACCCAGUUUGGAAUGCUUUUGUGUUUGUGUUUUAGAAAUAGUUGUUGGUUAAUAAAGUAUAUUUGAUUUAAAACUG
Messenger RNA from Salvelinus fontinalis (brook trout), 956 nucleotides. RefSeq names its product serine/arginine-rich splicing factor 7-like. Gene Ontology annotation, molecular function: RNA binding; zinc ion binding. The record is from RefSeq and is a predicted model, not a curated record. NCBI's taxonomy places the organism in Eukaryota, Metazoa, Chordata, Actinopteri, Salmoniformes, Salmonidae. Gene Ontology annotation, biological process: mRNA splicing, via spliceosome. Gene Ontology annotation, cellular component: nuclear speck. The transcript is spliced from 8 exons. The coding region runs from base 84 to 740 and encodes 218 amino acids.